UUUUUCUUUCCACUUUUGUCCAAAGGAAAUCGGAAAUCGGAAAUCGAAAAUCGAGCUCGUCUUUCCCUCUCAAAAUUGUAAAACCCUAACCAAAAAAAAAAGAAAAGGAGGAGAAGAAGGGCACCGCAGCUGGUUGGUACGCCAUGGCCAUCGCUCGAACUGGAGUGUUCGUGGAUGACUAUUUGGAAUAUGCAAGCACAUUGCCAGCAGAGCUCCAGAGGCUUCUCAAUACCAUUAGAGAACUCGAUGAACGUUCACAAGCUAUGAUAAAUCAAACAAGGCAGCAGACCAAGUACUGCUUGGGGUUGGCUUCUCAAGGCUCAAAGAAAGGUAAUAACGAAGAAGAAGAAGAAGAAGACGAAGAUGAUGAUGAUGAAGAAGAAGAAGAAGAGGAAGAAGAAGAAGAUGAAGAACACCACGUUGACGGUGAAGAAGGAGAAGAAGAAGAAGAAGACGAAGAGGAGCCUGCUUUCGAGAAGAUGAAAAAGGAUAUUGAGGCAAACCAGGACAAUGCCUUGAGUCUAUGCACCGAGAAGGUUUUAUUGGCACGGCAAGCUUAUGACCUUAUAGAUAGCCAUAUAAAGCGGCUUGAUGAGGACCUGACCAACUUUGCAGAAGAUCUAAAGCAAGAGGGAAAAAUAUCACCAGAUGAGCCAACAAUUCUUCCUCCAUUACCUUUAGUCCCUAAAAAUGAGAAACGCAGAUCACAUUACGGAACACCUCAACCAAAAAGGGUUGAUUACAGGGAGAGGGACUGGGACCGAGAGCGUGACAGGGAUUUUGAGCUCAUGCCUCCUCCCGGCGGCCUUAAGAAGGAUUUUGCUGCCCCUGUUGAUCUUGAUCAACCCAUUGAUCCAAAUGAACCUACCUACUGUGUGUGCCAUCAGGUGUCUUUUGGAGAUAUGAUUGCCUGUGACAAUGAAAAUUGCCAAGGAGGUGAAUGGUUCCACUACUCGUGUGUUGGGCUCACACCGGAGACGAGAUUCAAAGGAAAGUGGUAUUGUCCAACCUGCAGACAACUUCCACUAUGAAUACUUGCAUGCUGUAUGUCAAUCAUCAUUUGACUUCUUAACCAAACUGAAUUGCUGUUGCUGUUGCUCUUGCUCUUGUAUAUCUUUCAUAGAAAAACACAAAUUGAAACAAACAAAUAAAUAAACAAAAUUACUUUGGAUCCAGUCAUUGUCACUACCCAAUUUUAUAAACUCAUAUAAUUCUACCUCAAUGUAAUAGAAGUAAUCAAAUAAUCAUACUCUAGCUCUCCGAAGAUACAUAUAUAUCACAUACAAAACAUGUUCUGGAUUCUA
This is a messenger RNA of Camellia sinensis, 1304 nucleotides long. RefSeq names its product PHD finger protein ING2. NCBI's taxonomy places the organism in Eukaryota, Viridiplantae, Streptophyta, Magnoliopsida, Ericales, Theaceae. The record is from RefSeq and is a predicted model, not a curated record. Gene Ontology annotation, cellular component: nucleus.